This is a messenger RNA of Alternaria alternata, 877 nucleotides long. RefSeq names its product Rhodanese-like protein. Bases 360 to 809 code for a protein of 149 amino acids. Gene Ontology annotation, cellular component: cytoplasm; nucleus. Gene Ontology annotation, molecular function: protein tyrosine phosphatase activity. The record is from RefSeq and is a predicted model, not a curated record. The transcript is spliced from 2 exons. NCBI's taxonomy places the organism in Eukaryota, Fungi, Ascomycota, Dothideomycetes, Pleosporales, Pleosporaceae.
AGGAAGUUCCGACUCGAGACAAAUUAAGGUAAAUGAAGGACAAUGCCUGUUACAAAUCAACAGAGACCGAAAGAGACAAGACGUAGAAGGAGCGGGUGUGAUGUAUUAGAUUGCUCCCGUGGCAUGCCGGGGAAAUGUAAUCAGACGUUCAUGGGGCCACAGACUUUCAGCAAUGUGGCCAGUACUGAUAAUUGUGGCGGUGACAUGCCAAUGGACCCUGAGAUGUUGCGCUAGCGGGAGGCUCAACGGACCACUCUUUCGUGCGGCUCUGCAAAUCCACUUGCGCGUGGUAAAACAUACGAGCAGUCGCACCGCGCAUCCUAAGAAUAGCCCCUGAUAACGGCCGCUAGUUCAUCGACAUGGCAGAAACGUCCAAAGCAACUGGCAGCUGGUCCGACGCCUUUCCCGCCCCACGGUGCAUCGCCCCGAUCCUCUCCCGCGAAGAGGCCCUGUCGAAUCUCUCGUCUCCAGACUUGCUCAUCGUAGAUGUCCGACGCACCGACUAUGAAGGUGGAACCAUUCGAGGUAGUCUGAAUCUUCCUGCACACUCCUUCUACAUGAAUCGCGGCGCCUUGUAUGACCUGUGUAAGAGAGCGGGCGUCAAGCAAGUCGCAUUUUAUUGUGGCGCAUCAAAUGGAAGAGGUCCGAGAUGUUCUGGCUGGUUUGCAGACUACAUUGCGGACCAGGGCGAUGAUCAGAUUACAUCAUUGACACUUGGUGGCGGCAUCAAGGGCUGGGUCAAGGCUGGAGAGCCUUACACACAGCAGAUGGAUGGCUUUGAGCCCGAUUAUUGGAAACAGUUUGAUUAGACGCGUGCUUGAUGCAUUAAGUACACAGCAACAUGCGUGGUAUCUCAAGCUCGCCACAUUAUCUACAU